Microcebus murinus (gray mouse lemur) is the source of this 1097-nucleotide messenger RNA. Lineage: Eukaryota; Metazoa; Chordata; Mammalia; Primates; Cheirogaleidae. The record is from RefSeq and is a predicted model, not a curated record.
UGACGUCAGCGCGGCGCCGUCGCGGCCGUGACGCGCGGGCCUGGCCGGACCGGGCCGGGCCAGGACAGGGGGCGGGCGGCGGCGGCGUGGGCCUGGCCCCGGGAUGGCGAUGUUCCGCAGCCUGGUGGCCUCGGCUCAGCAGCGGCAGCCGCCGGCCGGGCCCGCGGGCGGCGACAGCGGCCUGGAGGCGCAGUACAGCUGCCCCAUCUGCUUGGAGGUCUACCACCGGCCCGUGGCCAUCGGCAGCUGCGGCCACACGUUCUGCGGGGAGUGCCUCCAGCCCUGCCUGCAGGUGCCGUCGCCCCUGUGCCCUCUCUGCCGCCUGCCCUUUGACCCCAAGAAGGUGGACAAGGCUGGCCACGUGGAAAAGCAGCUCUCGUCCUACAAGGCGCCCUGCCGGGGCUGCAGCAAGAAGGUGACCCUGGCCAAGAUGAGAGUGCACGUGUCCUCCUGCCUGAAGGUCCAGGAGCAGAUGGCCAACUGCCCCAAGUUCGCCCCCGUGGUGCCCACGUCCCAGCCCAUCCCCAGCAACAUCCCCAACAGGUCCACCUUCGCCUGCCCCUACUGCGGCGCCCGCAACCUGGACCAGCAGGAGCUGCUGAAGCACUGCGUGGAGAGCCACCGCAGCGACCCCAACCGUGUGGUCUGCCCCAUCUGCUCGGCGAUGCCCUGGGGUGACCCCAGCUACAAGAGCGCCAACUUCCUGCAACACCUGCUCCACCGGCACAAGUUCUCCUAUGACACCUUUGUGGUCCAGAUCCUCAUAGCUCACGCAGCCCUGGCUGGCCUGCUCCUCCCCAGACCCCAGUCCCCAAACCUGAGCGGGAAGCACAGCUCUCCACACCCCACGUCCACCCCACACACGCCGGGCACCCCGUGUGCAGACACCGGGCCCCUCCGGGAGCCAGCUCGAGACGGGGACUCAGGCAGAGCCAGACGACAGUCGCACGUGCGGACGGCACUCUGACUCCCUCAGCGGCCCGCGCAGGGGCUGUGUGCUGUGGGACACGGGCCAGGUCCUGCCCUGCUGGGGGGAGGCUGGGAGCCCGGGGGACAUGGGUGCGUCCGUGGGGCGACAGGCGGAGGGGUGGCCUGGC